Molecule: messenger RNA, 708 nt
Organism: Pyricularia oryzae 70-15
Lineage: Eukaryota; Fungi; Ascomycota; Sordariomycetes; Magnaporthales; Pyriculariaceae
Product: short-chain dehydrogenase
Exons: 5
Coding region: 1-708 (235 amino acids)
Cellular component (GO): intracellular anatomical structure
Molecular function (GO): oxidoreductase activity, acting on NAD(P)H, oxygen as acceptor
Source: RefSeq, a predicted model, not a curated record
AUGGCAUCAAAAGUUGUCAUUAUUACCGGUGCUAGCCGGGGCAUUGGAUUGGCAGUCGCCCAGCAUCUCCUACAGGCCAACCACAAAGUAGUUUUGGUUGCAAGAACCGAGGACAAGAUUUUGAAGCUCAAAGAGCAAUAUCCCAACCAGGUCGCCUUUUGUAAAGUAGAUCUGGGAACAAAAGAGCCUUCAACCUCCGUCAUCACUGAAUCUGCAAUCAAGACAUUUGGACAGCUCGAUGGACUUGUAUUGAACCAUGGUACCUUGGAGCCUCUAGGCCGCCUUGAAAACGCAAAAAUCGACGAAUGGAUCCAGGCAUACAACACUAAUCUGUUCAGUUGCCUAUCCCUGAUCAAGGAUGCCAUCCCCCAUCUCCGCAAGACAAAGGGCCGGAUUGUCUUCACUUCAUCGGGGGCUGCCCUGAAAGUUACUCUUCAUGGGGCGCUUGAGGAGCCAGAUGUUGUCUCCGUUUCAGUGGGACCUGGUCGCGUCGACACCGACAUGCAGAAGCUCAUUCGAGAGACCGGAAAGGGUGUCAUGGCAGACAAGGACUAUGCCGGCUUUCAAACAGCGUUUGAAGAGGGCCGUCUGAACAAGCCUGAGUGGCCAGCACAGGUCAUGGCCCAGCUUGUCUUGGAGGCAAAGCCUGAACUAAGCGGAAAAUACGCUACGUGGGAUUCCGAGACUUUCGCGCCGUACCGAGAGUAG